CCGGAGUAUCGCAUGUACUCGCCUGAAGACGGUUCAUUCGCCAAGCAGGAGGUCUCAGAUGACGUUGAGCUAAUUUCAUUAGGCGAGAAACUACCUCGUCUAUACAGUAUCAGUGACAAGUUCAAUCGGUUUAGGAGUGGCCUAGUAGAUAUUUUACAGGUCGAGAAAUUGUUCAACGUUUACUGCUCUGUGCUAAGCGACGAUAUUAACAAUGGAGGCUCGUUGCUCAAGCUAGCGACAAGCAAUACUUAUCGCAAUGAUAACGGGGACGAAUGUGCGGUUUUGUAUAUGUCUGUGGGAUCGGACCGCUAUUCGAUGUUUAUCAGUGAUGUACUUCCAGACAGCGCAUCUUCCAGCAACUCAGCGAAUGUUCUGGUAUUUGGAAUAGUUUCAGAUACUUACGAGCAAGGAAUGGCUGCUAUUUCUCAUAUUCGUCAAGUUGCGAAGCCAAAGAUAAAGCCUCGGCAGCCCUUGAUUCUAUUUGCUUAUAAGACAGCGCCUGCCAGAGGACGUGAGACGGAUUCAAAGUUAUUGAAGGAAUUAUCCGCGCUGUCAAACGAGUUGUCUGCGUAUCGAUGCCUUGAUUGUAGUGCCGUCAACCGGCCUACUAUUCGUACAGUGUUGGCCAUGGCGAUGUUAGCUGCUCGUCCGUACAUUUCUGAAUUUCGUUCAUUGAGUGAACUGCGAUUUGACGACGAUGCUGCUCCUGUCACUAAUACUGUUUCGAUGCCGGCUAUCACGUCUGGUCAGAAUAAUCGUCCACCACACAAGCGUAAGAUAUUUUCGCGACUUUUACCGAAAAAAUCAGCUGUUUCGAAAGUAUGCAACGUUCAGUAA
Molecule: messenger RNA, 837 nt
Organism: Enterobius vermicularis (human pinworm)
Lineage: Eukaryota; Metazoa; Nematoda; Chromadorea; Rhabditida; Oxyuridae
Source: the annotation of a GenBank genome assembly